Hippoglossus stenolepis (Pacific halibut) is the source of this 5579-nucleotide messenger RNA. RefSeq names its product NACHT, LRR and PYD domains-containing protein 12. The record is from RefSeq and is a predicted model, not a curated record. The transcript has 17 exons. Lineage: Eukaryota; Metazoa; Chordata; Actinopteri; Pleuronectiformes; Pleuronectidae. Gene Ontology annotation, molecular function: protein binding. Bases 213 to 4547 code for a protein of 1444 amino acids.
UUGAGACACCUGGGUGUGUCCCUGGAAGGUGCCAAGUGUUUGUGAGUCUGUGAGGAUCAGUGAUGUGUUGCACAGGAGGACUCAACCUGAACCUGCCUGCGUCUCUCUCCUCUGUUUGACUCCUUUGUGGCUGAAUUCUCAGGGGAAAGUUAGUUGGUGGUUAAUUUCCCUGCUGUUGACUGUCCCCCCCUGACCAAGGUUUAAGCUUCAUUAUGGACCAGCCUGAAGGCGUCGAUGGGGGAACCCUCCCCUCUAGAACCUCUCCAUGUGGGGGACAUGACCAGACCAAAACUCAGAGCUCAGGGAAGCAGAGGAAGCGAGCGGCCUCCCCCGUCCCCAGCUGUGUGUCCAUGAAGAGCAGCGAGUCGAUGAAGCUACCUCUCACUUUUAAAAGACAGUCUUCUGAGACCGAACCAGAUCAUCCGCAGCAGAGAGCAGAGUCUCCUGCUGAGCCCAACUAUGUGUCCAUGAGGAGCAACAUGUCAAUGGAGAUACCUCUUGUUUUUCAAAUACACUCUCCUGAACUACAACAUAAGAAAGUUUGCAAUGGUCAGUGUGACCUGGAACAUCAAGCAGGCUUGGACUCCUUAUUUAUGCGGCUCGAGAACAACAUUGCUGUAUUUAUGAAGAACGAGCUGAAGAGGAUGCAGAAGAUUUUAACAUCGGGGUGUCCGGAUGACGGGGUGGUGACGUGCGGGGAGGAGGGAGACGAGGAUAUGAGGAGCGGCAGAGAGGCGUGUCGGAAAAUCGCGCUGCUCUUCCUGAGGAGGAUGAAGCAGGAGGGGCUGGCUGAGUCUCUGCACAGAAAUUUUCCUGCCAUGUGCCAGACUAAACUCAAGUCCAGUUUAAAGCAGAAGUACCAGUGCUUGUUUGAGGGGAAUGAUAAAACGGAGAAGCCCACCCUUCUGAACGAGAUCUACACAGAGCUCCACAUCACGGAGGGAGGCACCGGCGAGGUCAACGACGAACACGAGGUCAGACAGAUAGAAAUGGCCUCCAGGAAACACGCGAGACCCGAGAUGACGAUCAGAUGCGAGGAGAUCUUCCAAACGUUGCCAGGAAAAGCUCAGCCGUGCAGGACGGUGAUGACCAAGGGAGUCGCCGGUAUCGGGAAAACCGUCUUGACACAGAAGUUCACUCUGGACUGGGCGGAAGGCAAAACCAAUCAGGACAUUCAGUUCAUGUUUCCCUUCACUUUCCGAGAGCUGAAUUUGCUAAAAGGUCAAAAGUACAGCUUGGUGAAACUCGUUCACCGUUUCUUUGGUGAGACUAAAGACGCCGGAGUCUGCAGCUUUGACAGAUUCCAGGUCGUGUUCAUCUUCGACGGACUGGACGAGUGUCGAUUGCCUCUGGAUUUCGCCAACGCCGAGAUCCUGACUGAUGUCACAGAGUCCACCUCAGUGGACGUCUUGCUGACAAACCUCAUCAGGGGGGAGCUGCUUCCUUCCGCUCGACUCUGGAUAACCACGCGACCUGCCGCAGCCAAUCAGAUCCCUCCUGAGUGCGUUGACAUGGUGACAGAGGUGAGAGGGUUCACGGACCCACAGAAGGAGGAGUACUUCAGGAGGCGAUUCAGGGAUGAGGAGCAGGCCAGCGCGACCAUCUCCCACAUCAAGACGUCACGGAGCCUCCACAUCAUGUGCCACAUCCCCGUCUUCUGCUGGAUCACCGCUACAGUCCUGGAGGACGUGCUGAGAACCAGCGAGGGGAAAGAGCUGCCCAAGACCCUGACGGAGAUGUACAUCCACUUCCUGGUGGUCCAAGCCAACCUGUGGAGCUUCAAGUAUGGCGUAGGAGCCGGUGCAGAUCCCCACUGGAAUCCAGGGAGCAGGGAGAUGGUUUUGACUCUGGGGAAACUGGCUUUUGAGCAGCUACAGAAAGGAAACCUGAUUUUCUACGAAUCAGAUUUGAUGGAGUGCGGCAUCGACAUCACAGCGGCCUCCGUGUACUCAGGAUUGUUCACGCAGAUCUUCAAAGAGGAGAGGGGGCUCUCUGAGGACACGGUGUACUGUUUUGUCCAUCUGAGCAUUCAGGAGUUUCUCGCCGCUCUUUACGUCUUCCUCACUUUCAUUAACUCUGGCGUCAAUCCGCUGUCUCAAACGAAAACCUGGUGGUCUAAGCUGUUAAAGGACAAAUCCAAACUGUCAUAUCUCUUCCAAAUCGCCGUAGACGAGGCCUUACAGAGUCCAAAUGGCCACCUGGAUUUGUUCCUCCGCUUCCUCCUGGGCCUUUCACUGCAGACAAAUCAGAUUCUCCUCGGGGGGCUGAUGACACAGACGGCAUACAGCCCGCGCUCCAAUCAGGAAACAGUCGAGUACAUCAAGAGCACCAUCAGGAGGAAUCUCUCCCCAGAGAGGAGCAUCAAUCUGUUCCACUGCCUGAACGAGCUGAACGACCGCUCCCUGGUGGAGGAGAUCCAGCAGUACGUGAAUUCGGGCGCCCUCGCCACCGCCGACCUCUCUCCGGCUCAGUGGUCCGCUCUGGUCUUCAUCCUGCUGUCGUCAGCGGAGGAGAUCGACGUGUUUGACCUGAGGGAGUACUCGGCCUCAGAGGAGGGUCUCCUGAGGCUGCUGCCCGUGGUCAAAGCCUCCAACAAGUCUCUGCUGAGUGGCUGUAACCUGUCAGAGAAAAGCGGCGAAGGUCUGGCGUCAGUUCUCAGCUCCCACUCUUCCAAUCUGAGGGAGCUCGAUCUGACCAACAACGACCUGAAGGACUCGGGGGUGAAGCUUCUCUCUGCCGGACUGGAGGAUCCACGGUGUCGGCUGAAAAAGCUGAGGUUGAACCAGAACAACCUCACUGAGAUUUGCUGUCAGGGGUUUUCAUCUGUUCUCAGCUCCUCUUCUCUCCGAGACCUCGACUUGAGCUACAACGACCUGCAGGACUCGGGAGUGAAGCUGCUUUCUGCUGCACUGCAGAAUCCGCACUGUGCACUGGAAACACUCAGGCUGAUUGGCUGUAAGCUGUCAGAGAAAAGCUGUGAGUCUCUGACUUCAGGUCUCAGCUCCUGGACCCUGAGAGAGCUGGACCUGAGUAACAAUGACCUGCAGGAUUCAGGAGCGACGCUCUUGUCCACCGCGCUGCAGAGUCAGCUUCGUGGUCUGGAAACUCUGAGGUUGAUUCAAACUGGACUCACAGAAAAAUGCUGUCCGGAGUUCUCGACAGUUUUCAGCUCCGAGUCGUCCAGUCUGAGGAACCUGGACCUGAGUAACAACCACCUGCAGGAUUCAGGAGUGGAACUGCUUUCUGUGGGACUGGCGAGUCCACACUGUGCCCUCCAAACUCUCAGAUUAAAUCAAACCAACCUCACGGAGGGAUGCUGCCGCCACAUGUCAUCAGCCCUCAGCUCCCAGUCGUCCAGUCUGAAGGAGCUGGACGUCGGUAACAACCUCCUGCAGGACUCAGGAGUGGAGGUGCUGUCUGCAGGACUGCAGAGUCCAUGCUGCUCGCUGACAAGUCUCAGGCUCAGUGGCUGUAGCUUGUCAGGGAGGAGCUGCGAAGCUCUGGCCUCAGUGCUCGGCUCCCGCUCUUCUAAUCUGAAAGAGCUGGACCUUCACAACAACCACCUGCAGGACUCUGGAGUUAAACUGUUGUCUGCUGGACUGAAGAAUCCAGGAUGUGCACUGGAAACUCUCAGGUUGAAUCAAACAAGUCUCACAGCAAAAUGCUGUCAGGACGUGUCAUCAGUUCUAAUCAGUCUGAGAGAUCUGGACCUCAGCAACAACGACCUUCAGGACGCAGGAGUCAAAGUGCUCUGCGCUGCACUGAGGAGGGAACACUGCCGACUGGAAACGUUCAGGUUGUCUGGCUGCUUGAUCACAGAGGACGGCUGCACUUCUUUGGCGUCGGCUCUGAGGUCCAACCCGUCCCAGCUGAGAGAGCUGGACCUGAGCUACAACCAUCUGGGAGAGUCGGGAGUGAAGCUGCUCUGUGCUCCACAGGAGGGUCGAGGGUGCAGGCUGGACACUCUCAGUGUGGAUCAUGGUGGUGUUCAGUGCUUGAAAUCCGGUCUGCAUAAGUAUGUCUGUGAGCUCACGCUGGACCCAAACACAGCACACAAAAAUGUCCACCUGGCUGAGAACAACAGAAAAGUGAUGCUGGGGAUAGAGAAGAAGCCGUAUCUCGAUCACCCGGACAGAUUCGACUGGUGCUACCAGCUGCUGUGCACGGCCGGACUGGCCGGUCGCUGUUACUGGGAGGUCGACUGGGAGGCAGGCGUUGACAUCGGAGUGACUUACAAAGGACUCAGGCGGAGAGGAGCCCGUGACGGCAGCAGGCUCGGGUGGAACGAGAAGUCGUGGAGUUUGGAGUUGACUGAUAAAGGUUCCUACGCCUGGCACAAUAACAUAAGGACGCCGCUUCUCGCUUAUAGCCCGGCGGGUUCUAACAGAGUCGGAGUGUUUCUGGACUGGCCCGCUGGAGCGUUGUCCUUCUACAGCGUCACAUCAGACUCACUCAUCCACCUGUACACGUUCUACUGCGCGUUCACUGAGCCGCUCUACCCUGGAUUUGGCUUCUUGUCAUUGGAGUCAUCAGUGUCCUUGUGUUAGAAAAUGUAAUAAUUUCCUCAAAUAGCCUCCAUUUACCUUGAUUAUUUUAUAUAUAUAUAUAUAUAUUAUUAGAGUUUUUAAGAAGAGUUUAUUAAUCCUGAAGUGUUAAAAUAUUAAUUAAACACAGCAAAGCUUUUUGUAGCAGCAGACAGUGAUCACAUUACUUUUACAUAUGCACUUUUGUAUUGAUGGCUGUUUUUAUUGUCUUCAUUUUGUAUUUAUUAUUAUUAUUAUUAUUAUUAUUAUUAUUAUUGACUGGCCCUUGGGGACUUUAAAGCUUUUCUCACUUUACUGAAGCCACUGAUUCAUUAUUCAAACACUGAGCGUCAAAGAAAGAAAUCCGGGAUCACUAUAUAUUUAAAAGUAUUUAUUUGCAUAGUGCAUGAAAGUGUAUAUUCCAAACCUAUUAAUUAAAAUACAAUACAACAAUAGCUUUCUAUUAGAAAUAGAAAACAUAAAAAAAGUAUGCUCAAUAUUUAAGUGCACAAGGAAAACAACAAUACUGUUUAAUAUAGUAAAUACUUUUAUAAACGCAUUCUCACAAAUAUAAUAAUACAAAUUAUACAUCAUAAUACUACACCAUAAUACUACACAUUAUCAUUAUAUAUAUAUAUUAUGUAUAUAUUCAAAUGUUAUAUUUGUGAGCAUAUGUUUUUGACGUAUUUGUUAACAGCUUCGCCUGUGGAACAAUAUAAUAAAUGACAUUACAGCUGGUUAUAAUAAAAAGUAUAUAACUGGUGCAUAUUAGGAAAAACUUAAAAUGUGCUUAUUGCUGUUGCAGAUGUUAAAAAAAUGUGUGUAAACUGCUGAACAUUAUUGCAUAGUGGGAAGUGCAGUGGCACCAGAAAAUCUGAAUAUGGCCAUUUUAAAUAUAGGAGUCAUAUAUCCUUUGUAAUGUGAUAGACAGGAGUGAAACAACGCAAAUCCAAUGGGACAUAUACACAUGAUCUGACAUAUUUGGUGCUGUACACUACAGUGUGCUGUCUUACAGCAGUUUCAGUUAAUUCCAUUAAAAUUUGUAUUAAUGUUUAA